Molecule: messenger RNA, 660 nt
Organism: Saccharomycopsis crataegensis
Lineage: Eukaryota; Fungi; Ascomycota; Saccharomycetes; Ascoideales; Saccharomycopsidaceae
Gene: RIP1
Product: ubiquinol--cytochrome-c reductase catalytic subunit RIP1
Exons: 2
Coding region: 1-660 (219 amino acids)
Biological process (GO): mitochondrial electron transport, ubiquinol to cytochrome c
Cellular component (GO): membrane
Molecular function (GO): quinol-cytochrome-c reductase activity; 2 iron, 2 sulfur cluster binding
Source: RefSeq, a predicted model, not a curated record
AUGGCUUCUUUAGCUUUGAGAUCUAUUGCCAGAAACAGCUUGGUAUCAAGAGCUUUGGGCUCCCAAGCCAGACUCUUGUCAUCCUCCACUUUGACUAAGAAGUCCAACUACAACACCCCAGAUUUUGGUGACUACAUCAAGCCAAAUGGUGCCAACGAAAAGAGCCGUGCUUUCACCUACUUCAUGGUCGGUUCCUUCGGUUUAUUGUCCACCGCUGGUGCCAAGUCUACCGUCGAAGCUUUCUUGCAAACCAUGAGUGCUUCUGCUGAUGUUUUGGCCAUGGCCAAGGUUGAAGUCAAGUUGGCUGCCAUCCCAGAAGGUAAGAACGUCAUUGUCAAAUGGCAAGGUAAACCAGUUUUCAUCCGUCACAGAACCUCCGAAGAAAUUGCUGAAGCCAAUGCCGUUGAUAUCAGCUCCUUGAGAGACCCACAACAAGAUGCCGACCGUGCUAAGAACCCUGAAUGGUUGGUCAUGUUGGGUAUCUGUACUCACUUGGGUUGUGUCCCAAUUGGUGAAUCUGGUGAUUUCGGUGGUUGGUUCUGUCCAUGUCACGGUUCCCAUUACGAUAUCUCUGGUAGAAUUAGAAAGGGUCCAGCCCCUCUUAACUUGGAAGUUCCAGAAUAUGAAUUUGCCGACCCAGAAACCUUGAUCGUUGGUUAA